AUGGUUAUUUCUGUUCUGGUUGGCUUGGCUUGCCUCAGCACGGUACUGAGAAUCGCUGCUAGGGUUAAACGGCACACCGGCUUCGGGAUGGACGAUCAUCUCUGUUUCGUAGCCAUUGUGUUGAUGGUGGGCAUGUUGAUCGAACUAAUCCUGUGGUGUACCAUGGGCGGCAGUGGCUACCACAUGUCCGAUCUCGACGCCAGAACCAUCAUCCUCUUCCACCAAAUUUUCAUCGCCAGCCAAUUCACCUACUUCGUGCUCAGUCCCACCAUCAAGAUCUCCUUUAUUUGUUUCUAUCGCCGCAUCUUCACCACCAAGCGCCUUCUCCGCUUCACCUUCUGCCUGAUCAUAUUUAUAACCUCAUGGGCCAUAGCCAUCUUUCUGUCGUGUGCAUUCCAAUGCCGCCCCCUCCGCGCAUACUGGGACAGGGACGUCGAGGGAGAUUGUUUCAGCUCGACCACAUACAUCAUCGUGAACCAAGCCUUCAACGUGGCUAUAGACUUUGUUAUUCUUGCAGCUCCGGUCCCAAUGGUCUGGAGACUUCAUCGUCCGUGGCAGGAUAAGUUAGCGCUGAACUCUAUUUUCGCGUUGGGUGGAUUUGUAUGUUUCGCGAGUGUAUAUCGCAUCGUAGUGUUAUUUUAUAUCGACUUGGAUGACGAGACAUAUACCAUCUAUGACGCCGCAAUGUGGACACAUGUUGAACCAUCUGUCGGGCUGGUGGUUUCCUGUCUUCCAAUCAUUCGCGGAUUGUUUCCGAAGUUCACGCCAAAGAGCCAAAAAAAGGCAAGCUCCAGCCCACCACGUUCGUCAACUACAGUGACUUGGACUGGAAGCGCUUAUCGUGAGUCAACUGACGAUAGGAGACUGUUGCAAGAUGCAUGUGUGAGGGAGGAAAGGAACUGGACUCGGCUGAAUGAUGGCCGCGAUCUGGAGAAUAUGAGGGUAACGGAUAUAGACGUGUAA
Messenger RNA from Aspergillus sclerotioniger CBS 115572, 963 nucleotides. RefSeq lists its product as uncharacterized. Bases 1 to 963 code for a protein of 320 amino acids. The transcript is spliced from 5 exons. Lineage: Eukaryota; Fungi; Ascomycota; Eurotiomycetes; Eurotiales; Aspergillaceae. The record is from RefSeq and is a predicted model, not a curated record.